AGGACGAGGUCGGCAUGCUCCGCUUCUCCGGCUUCCCGGAGAGCAGCCUCGCGAGCCUGAAGGCGCACCUCUCCCGGAAUUUCGGCGUGGCCUUGGCCGAGACGCCAGUUUCCACCGACGGCUGGUCCUGGGGCGAGUGGGAGCUCGACGGGAACCACGCGCUCCGCGUGAUGGCCAGCGGCAAGCUGAGCAUGGAGAUUCCCAUCGGCGACUUGAGCCAGGUGCACAACCCCGGCAAAGGCGACGUUUCCCUGGAGCUGCAGGACGAGCUCACCGGGAUAGGCGGUGAGGCCGAGGUGCUCCACGAGAUCCGCUUCUUCGUCCCGCCCACCCCCGGCGCCGAGAUGGCGGCGGAGG
Messenger RNA from Prorocentrum cordatum, 357 nucleotides. NCBI's taxonomy places the organism in Eukaryota, Dinophyceae, Prorocentrales, Prorocentraceae. The record is from the annotation of a GenBank genome assembly.